AAAAAUAUCUCUUCUUGAACGAUAAGAUCAACUCGGAUUUGGAGAGACUGGAAUUACAUAAUGCGAUCAGAAUGAUUAGAUGGCAGAGUCAAUCUAAAGUUCUUUAUAUCAAUUAUGAUAAGUCAGCAAGUAUUGCACUUGGAAUUCUUCAUAAAUUCGAAAAUCUGAAAGAGCUCAAACUAUUUGGGUGUAAAUAUAGAGAAAUAUUCUCGUGUGGAAAGGAAGAGAAACAUACUGGGAGGCCCACCCAUAAGCAAAUCAAGAGCCUAUCUGAUCUUCCAAAUCUUGAAGUUCUAGAUGUACAUUACUGUGAUAGAUUGAUGAGUCUAGUGCCAUUCUCAGCUUCUUUGCAGAAUCUUAAAGUUUUGAGUGUAACUUCUUGUGAGGGAUUGAUGAAGUUAAUGACCCCUUCAAUGGCUAGAAGUUUGGUGCAGCUAAGAGACAUGAGCAUCUCUUAUUGUGAAAUGCUGAUAGAAAUAGUUGAAAAUGAGGGAGAAGGAGAUGCAACAACAACAACAACUGAAAUUGUUUUUAACAAUUUGAAGAAGUUGUCACUUGAACAGUUAGAGAGUCUAACCUUCUUUUGCUCUGGGAAUUACUCAGUCAAUUUCCCAUCUUUGGAAGAGUUAAUUAUAAAGUAUUGCCCCAAUAUGAAGACUUUCUCCAGAGGAAUUUUAAGCACACCAAAGUUACAUAAAAUUGAUUAUGAGAGGAAGGAGAAAGAUUUAGAGAAUGGGGGGAGUGAGCUUAAUACAACCAUACAACAAGCAGACAAAACAAAGGUUGACUCUAAUUUGACGGCAUUGAGAUUGAGUGAACGGGAUAUCAUACGGAUUUGGCAAGGAGAACUUCCAAAGAAUUCUGGCAAAGUAAAGACUCUUCAAUUGAUAAAGGAUGAAUCAACAAACAUUCCAAUUCAAAUCCUUCAAAAUUUAGCCGUCUUGAAGAACUCAAACUUCAAGGGAGUUCGUACGAAGAGAUUCUCAUGUAAUGAGGAUGAGGAACACGUUAAGACACUCACAAAAUUAAAAGUUCUAGAAUUGUUGGGACUUUUUAAUUUAAAGUAUAUUUGGAAACAAGACUCUCGAUUAAACUCAAUUCUUUAA
Pistacia vera is the source of this 1106-nucleotide messenger RNA. RefSeq lists its product as uncharacterized. The transcript is spliced from 3 exons. Bases 72 to 1106 code for a protein of 344 amino acids. Lineage: Eukaryota; Viridiplantae; Streptophyta; Magnoliopsida; Sapindales; Anacardiaceae. The record is from RefSeq and is a predicted model, not a curated record.